AUGGGAACUAGUUCAUCAAAGGAAGCUCGCGAAUAUCCCGAGCAACAAUCUUACGAUGAUGGCCCAUUCUCAGAGACCGCCAUGGCCAGAAGAGCCGACAAGAUACGCCAAAUGUUUCCAGCCACCCCGGCUGACGAUGCUAGUUCAUCCGAUUACACGUACACAGCCUUCAUAUCGCCAGAUUCUCCUUCAUUGCUGACCGCGCUACCUCCCGAACUAAUAGACAAUCUUGUGAGCCAUCUCGACAAUUACUCCAUCAAGAGUCUGCGCUUGACCUGUAGACGCUUUGGCACGAUCAACCUGCGCAUCAAUCGAGUCUUUCUCUCUGCCAAUCCUCUGAAUAUCCAAGUCUUCCGCUCUAUUGCCGAUCAUGACUUCUAUCGCCAGGGCAUUGCCGAGAUCAUCUACGACGAUGCACUUUUCUAUCGCUCGUUUGAUGAUUGCUGGGGUGAAUUAAAUGAGCGGUCUCCCCUAAGCUAUCCGCUUCUAGAGGUGCCAGCAGAUAGGAAUUGGUUCUACACUGAGCGGGACGAGCACAUAUCCGAGUUGAAACAUCGCCAGGUCACUGAUAACCCAGGCCGUCCUGGCAAUGUGAUACGAGCCCGGCAAGCACGUGCCGAAUUAUCCUUCUCAGAGUCGUGGACAUAUUAUCAAGGUCUCCUACGUCAACAAGAUGAAGUACUUGCCAGUGGAGCUGAUGCUAAAGCUCUUCGAUAUGGUUUACGACGGUUUCCUGCGCUGCAGAGAGUCACUGUUACACCUGCUGCUCAUGGGUGGUUAUUCACCCCUCUCUACGAGACUCCCAUGAUCCGAGCCUUUCCCUACGGAUUCAACUAUCCAAUUCCUCGCGGCUGGCCGACUCGGCGUGCCGGUGAAGGUACUACAUUUGAAGUACCAUGGGAGGCCUCAAAAGCGAAAUUUCGUGGCUAUUGUUUAGUCACCGAAAUUUUGGCUCAAGAGCAGCAGCACCACCGCGUCUCUGAACUUUUCAUCGACGCCCAUUAUCUUCAUACCGGCAUUAACUGCCGCCUCUUUCAGCAGCAAUGCCAGGAAUAUCUUAACUUUCUAUCUGUUCUUCGGCAGCCUAACUUGAAGAAGUUGCAGUUAUCCCUUAAUGUGGAUGGACAGCAAGCCUUAGAUUGGCCAGGGUUUCGCAGUAACCUGUUGCGCAACGCCCUAGCAGAAGCUUCACACCUUGAACAUUUCAGCAUGGAGACAAACUGGGAUGCAAAUUAUUACCAAGGGGAUGCUCUGCCACCCGUGCUACGAUCAUUUCUUCCCCUUGAUCGUUGGGCCGAGCUGCGGCACUUUCGGUUGUGGAACUUUACAGUGAUGCGCGCUGAUCUAAUAGCAGCGCUAUCACAGCUUACCGGGCUGCGCUCUGUUGAGUUGGGAUUUGUGUAUUUAUAUCCUGACUCUGAUUUUGAGUUGCUGAAUGAAAUGCGCGACUCGUUGCGUUGGCAUGAGUGGCUUACGCCACCCAGAGUCGAGUAUGCUGUACCUAUCCCGGGUGAGCAUACUCAAGGACGCGCAGUUUGGCUUCAUGAAGCUGUUGAGAAGUUCUUAUAUUCUGAUGGCACAAAUCCCUUUGAUACUGCAACCGGUCAUGUCGCCCAUGGAGCGGGCAUAAUUCGAGAUGCUUAUGAUCCAGCAUAUGAGAGGCCCUAUGAUUAG
This is a messenger RNA of Trichoderma aggressivum f. europaeum, 1674 nucleotides long. RefSeq lists its product as uncharacterized. Lineage: Eukaryota; Fungi; Ascomycota; Sordariomycetes; Hypocreales; Hypocreaceae. The record is from RefSeq and is a predicted model, not a curated record. The transcript has 2 exons. Gene Ontology annotation, molecular function: protein binding. Bases 1 to 1674 code for a protein of 557 amino acids.